This is a messenger RNA of Symbiodinium sp. CCMP2456, 1773 nucleotides long. The record is from the annotation of a GenBank genome assembly. NCBI's taxonomy places the organism in Eukaryota, Dinophyceae, Suessiales, Symbiodiniaceae.
AUGAUUAAGAACGGCUUCCAACUUCGUACGUCGAAGAGGUCGGCGACAGCAUCGAGAUAUACCACCCCGGAAGCUCUGGCUUUGCAUGAGGCCGUAACUCCCGACCGUUGGUGUGUCACCCGGUCAGAUCUGAUAUACUUACGGCACGAGGUUUGGCGUGCCAUCCAGUGCGGGGAGAUACGCCCUCUUGAUAACACUGACCGUUUUGAACCUUCGGACGGUCUAUACGGGCCAAACGUCUACACGGUGAACAAGCAAUACAUCAUGCCGGUGACGGAUGAAGCCGGCAAGGUGAGUUGGGCACUCAUGCGCCAUCCGGAAGGUUUGGAUUGCGAUGUCUUCAUCAGCCAUGCCUGGCAGGAGGGUGUUUUCGAGUUCUUGUCCAAGGUCUUGCAUUCCUGGCCGUCGGGUUCACGGAACGUCUGGUGCUGCAUGCUGGCCAACCCGCAGAAUUUGGACAUAGGGUCCUAUUUGCAAUCUCCGAGCAGGUCGCCCUUCGCACAAGCACUCCAGGCGUCUUCAUGUGUCCUGGUGGUGCCCAACCGCCAUCGUAGCAUUUACACCAGGCUUUGGUGCGGAUAUGAAGCCUAUAUCGCCCAUGAGGAGGGCAAGGUGAUCUUAAUUGCCCGACCUUCGUACAGCAACCAUAUCGGUGCCGCUGUUAUCUCAGCCACGCUAGUAGGACUGACUGGCAUGCUCUGCGGCGCAUUUCUUCUUCUCCGGCGCUGUGAGCUCCACCCCAUCCCCCUGUAUGUCAUAGCAACUGCUGCAUUCAUCAGCAUAAAUAUCAACCACUACAGAAGCCGCACGCUGCUGAACCGGCUGGGUGCUUUCACUUGUGGUAUUAUGUUCCUGGAAUGGACGACGGUCAACUUUGACGGUGCGGAGGGUCCGUCUCGCGUUCCCGGUAUCAUCCUUUGUGUCGAACAGCGCUUGCUGAUUCUUGCCGCUUUCUCUUUCUUCUUGCUGCUGGAGGCCGACCGGGUCAAUGCUGCAGCUAGAGCAUGGGAGGCGGAACAGCUUCGCCGCGGAUAUCAAGGCAGCAUCGCAGAUGCAACGUGCUCGGAUGCAGCUGACAGCGCUCGGAUCUUGGGGGAGAUUGGCGACAAGAUGGAGGCAGUGGAUUAUGCAAUCCACGUCUUGCUAAAGGCAGGGAUGUCAUCGCCCACGCUUCGGGAGAUUGCCCGUGCAGGAAUUGAUGUUCAGGGCGCCGGAAAUGCUGUCAUUGCUUUUCCCGUUGUAGCACUCGUUCCAUUGAACUUGGAGACGUUAUGGUCGACGUAUGUGGAUAUGGUCUACAUGAGCGAAGACGUCCAUCUUUGGAUUCCACUCUGGAUUUUCGAGUUCAUGUCUUUCCUGGUUCGGAUUGCUAUCGUUGUUGUCCUCUGCCGGAGUCAGCGGGACGAACGCUGCUUCAUCAUGAAGAUGAUGGGAAAAAUCGUUGGCCUUUGGGUCCUUGCGGCUUGUCCAUUCAUAGCCACCUGGGAGCUGCAAUCGAUGCAGACGUCAACUCCAAAGAGCGGCUGGUUUGCCGCGCCUUUGGUUGUCUACGCCAGCAUCCUCGGAUUUGCCUGCUUGGGAAUGCGCCGCCUUCUGCGGUGUCCGGGCUGUGGCUCCUGCUUGCUGCAGCUGUUCUUGGCCCGAGGCCGUGGAUAUUUUGGAGGUGCCCGGCUGCGCUCGUGGUUGAAGAAGGAGUCAGAUCCGGCCACGGACACUGAUUCGUCUCUUUCCUCGUCGGAAUCUCACGAUCUUCUCAGCAACGGUGGGAACUAA